Zygosaccharomyces rouxii is the source of this 1368-nucleotide messenger RNA. It is a transcript of the gene CDC40, whose product is annotated as Cdc40p. The record is from RefSeq and is a predicted model, not a curated record. Gene Ontology annotation, cellular component: catalytic step 2 spliceosome. Lineage: Eukaryota; Fungi; Ascomycota; Saccharomycetes; Saccharomycetales; Saccharomycetaceae. The transcript has a single exon. Gene Ontology annotation, biological process: mRNA splicing, via spliceosome. Gene Ontology annotation, molecular function: protein binding; mRNA binding. The coding region runs from base 1 to 1368 and encodes 455 amino acids.
AUGAGUCUUGUGAACUAUAGUUCAUCAUCCGAAGAUGAAGGGAACGUGCAAAUUGCUAGAGAUGAUAGGACAGUUUCUGUAGAAGGUCUUAAGAAUUCAGAAGCUAACGGUAAGGACGAUGGAUCAGAUAUUAAGAGAAGGAAACUUACUAGGUCAGAAAUUCGCAAGAGUCGUCAAUCUAGGAAAGGUAAGGGACCUUGGGCUACGUGGUCGAGUAGUUCCAGCUCGGAUUCGAGCUCUGAAGAAGCUGAACCAGAGACAGAGACUAGAUUUGAUGAAUUGAAGGAUGAAGAUGAUAAUAGUGAUAGUGAAGUAGAACUAUUGAAGGAAAAGGAGGAAAAGUCAAUUUUUUAUGCAGAAAAUGAGUUUGACUAUCAAGGUCGUGGAAUCUUACAUCCACCUGUAGAAGUCGAUCUUGAUUUUUACAAGCAAGAUUUCAAGUGUUAUUUACCCAAGAGAAGAAUUCAUAGUUUUACUGGACAUACAAGAGGAACUUCAGCACUUCAAUUUUUACCAAAAACUGGGCAUUUAUUUCUAUCUGGUGGUAAUGACAAUAUAUUAAAAAUUUGGGAUUUUUACCAUGAAAGAAUUUGUCUUAGAGACUACAUUGGACAUAGUAAGCCCAUAAAGACUGUUAACUUCAACGAGGAUGGCAAUAGUUUUCUCAGUGCAUCGUUUGACCAGAAUGUAAAGCUUUGGGAUACAGAGACGGGUCAAGUUAAGUCUAGGUAUAGAUAUAAUGCCACACCUAAUGAUUUAAAGUAUCGUCCUGGUCACCUAAAUGAAUUCGUCGUUGGACUUUCCAAUUCCAAGAUAAACCACUAUGACGAUCGUGUGGCUGCUAACCAAGGCUUAGUACAGGUUUAUGAUCAUCAUCUGAGCUCGAUAUUGAGUUUAGAAUUCUUCCCGGAUGGAUCUAAAUUGAUAUCUUCGUCGGAGGAUAAAACUGUAAGAAUUUGGGAAAAUCAGGUAAAUAUACCGAUCAAACAAAUCAGUGAUACCGCUCAACAUUCUAUGCCAUUCUUGAGAGUUCACCCGGAACAUCAUUAUUUCUGUGCUCAAAGUAUGGAUAAUGUAAUUUAUUCAUUUGGGAUGAAACCCAAAUAUAGAAGGCACCCAAACAAAUUCUUCAGUGGACAUCAAUCUGCUGGUUAUGGCAUCCAUAUUGAUUUCUCACCAGAUGGGCACUAUAUAAUUUCUGGUGAUUCUAGGGGAAAAUUAAUGGUUUGGGACUGGACGACUACUAAAAUUUUGAAAACUUUAGAGGUUCCUGGCCGUCAACCGGUGACCCAAGUUGCUUGGCAUCCGCAAGAGACUAGCAAGGUUCUCUGUAGUGGUAAUAUGGGUAAAAUUCAUUUAUUUGAUUGA